Messenger RNA from Capsaspora owczarzaki ATCC 30864, 5460 nucleotides. RefSeq lists its product as hypothetical. Bases 381 to 5258 code for a protein of 1625 amino acids. Gene Ontology annotation, biological process: G protein-coupled receptor signaling pathway. The record is from RefSeq and is a predicted model, not a curated record. Gene Ontology annotation, cellular component: cytoplasm. Gene Ontology annotation, molecular function: guanyl-nucleotide exchange factor activity; G protein-coupled receptor binding. The transcript has 11 exons. Lineage: Eukaryota; Filasterea; Ministeriida; Capsasporidae.
UUUCAACUUUUUUUUUUUUUUUCAUUCUUCAAGUUUUUUUCUUUUUUUUUUUUUCCUUUUCGUUUUGUGCUUUGUUGUGUUCCAACUGCGCUCUCCUCCUCCUCGUCCUCCUCGUCGUCGUCCUUCGUGCUUGUCGUGUUGCUUGUGCUACAGUGACAUCCAAGCGAGCGCGUGAGUGAGCGGCCAGCCCAGCAAAAAACAGCAAAGAAACAACAAAGGCUUCCCUUUUUUUUUUUUUUUUUUUUUAACUCAUUGUUCACAUCUGACAGCAUUUUUCGGGUUGGCAGCAACGGAGCAGAAAGCAGACGCGCAGCUUUCGUGAACACACACAGACACACACACACGCACACACGCAACUCGUGCACACGCAACCCGGAGCAAUGUCGUCUUCUGCGGGUGACUUUCCCAACACAUCACCGACACGAUCCGGCACGGCGAGUGGUUCUGCGGUCUCGUCUCCUUCUGCGGCUGGCACGUCCUCGUCUGGCGCGUCGUCGGGCGCCUCCUCGUCCGGCAGCGACGUCAUUGACUUUACCUCCCUCGAGGCCAUCCAGGGCAGCCCCGUCCAUCUCGCUGUCUUUGUCAACUACCUGCUGACCUCAUCCCUGCCUGAAGCCUUGUUCUUCCAUCUGUCCGUCGAGCAAUUCAAGCUCAUCAAGAAUGCGAAAGAGCGCGUCGAGGCGGCGCAGGGCAUCUUCAAGACGUACCUCGCUGCCGGUUCGCUUUUGCAGCUCGAGUUUGAGCCGUCAAACAGCUCGGUCAGCGAUUUCGCGCUCCGCGUCAGCAUGAUUGAGGCGGCCCUCAACUCUGGCAAGCUCAAAGACAAGGAGCUGCCGAGCAUUUUCGAUCCCGUCGAAAAGCUUGCCUACACCAGCAUUGCAUCUUCCCUCGACGUCUUCCGUCAGAGUCUUGCGCUUGGUCUGGGCGAGUAUUACGGCGCGAGCCGCAUUGGUGAAAUGAAAAAGGACGACAAGGCAAACACCAAGCUGGUCGUCGAACUCUUGCGGAAACACCUCUCAGUUCACAUUGACAACCAAGAAGAGGAGGAAGAGGGGACCAUCGAUCCGAACGACACUGAUUACCAGCGCAGCGUUCAAAUCUGCCACUUCCUCAUCACCUAUCUCCAAAAGAUUGGCUGCGACAAGUCCUUCUUUGAGGAAUUCAAGCCAAACACCAAGAGCCGACGGGAUAGCAUGCUGAGCCGCAUGUCCACCAAAUCCAAGAAGGUGCACGUCAUUGAAGGCCAUCAAUUUGUUGCCACCCAUUGGAACACACCGACGUUCUGCGACUCUUGCACCGACAUGCUCUGGGGUUUUGGCAACCAAGGCUACCAGUGCAAAGUCUGCGGCUUUAACUGCCACAAGCGCGCGUGCUCCAAGAAUCCGGUUGACAAGUGCACUGGCACCAAGCUGAAGCGCGACAAGCGCCCUGCCCCUGUCUUUGACACGCUGAAGGUGGCGCGAUCCACCCCUCGCUCGACGGUCUUGGGCGGCUCAAACUCGCGCUCGGACAUUCUCUCUUCCCUCUCUCCCGACGAUGCCGCUUCGGCUGACAACACGUCGCUCAAAAGCGUUGAAAGCGAAGAUGAUGUUCGCAUUGAUCGCUCGCACUCGCCGCAGCCACACGACGCAACCACCGAGAACGGACGUGACGCCGAUACAAUUUCUGAGACAUCGACGUCCUCUGCACCCUCUGAAUCGCAAGACGGUGCUCCCGCCGAGAGCCCGGAUGGCCAUGUGCGCACGCAUCAGCGCAACGUGUCGGUCGGUAGCAACAGCGACAUCAAGGCGGCUUCGGGCCUGAAGUCGUCUCCUUCGAUUCUUCGCAAGCUUCCCACGCUGCGCAAGUCUGCACGCUCCAACCCUCAGGUGCCUGACGCCGACGUGCUGAAUAGCAGCCCCGAGCACUUGAGCGCCGAGCUUGCCUCCAGCACCCCCUCGCUGGUUAGUUCUGGGUCUAUUGACGAGACCUCCUCUGUGCAUGGCGCUGAGGCUUCCUCGGCCGCCACGCCCGAAGAUGGCAUGUCGUUGUCUUCAGCGCACAGCGCCAGUCUCAGCAACAUUUCUGCCACCUGCUGGUCCGACACUGUGACCAACUGGGAAGCGUUGGCCCACCUCUCCAAGAAGGAGAUUAAGCGUCAAGAAGUUAUUUUCGAGCUUGUCAAGACCGAGCGCAACUUUGUGUCGAAUUUGGAAAUUAUGCAGGAGACGUUCAUGCACCAGUUGCUCCGCACUGCAAAAGCCCACCGUGACCAGAUUGUUUCUGUCUUUGCCAACAUUGAGGAGCUGCUCAAGCUCAACCGCGAGCUUUGCCAACGGCUCGAGGCACGCCAGCGAGAAGCCAUCGUCGUCGAGCAGAUUGGUGACAUUUUCUUGUCAAUGUUUGAAAAGUUUGAUAUCUACGCUGUCUUCUGCGCAAACCAAAUUAACGCCAUGGAGGAAAUUGGCUCGCUGAAGAAGCGCAGCAACACGUUUGCCCAGGCCCUCAAAGACUGCGAAGCCAAUCCGCGCGCAAAUCGUAUGGUUUUGACCGAGUAUCUGCCCAUGCCCAUGCAGCGCCUGACCCGCUACCCGCUCCUGCUGGAGACGGUCAUUGGCUGCACUCCGAAGCAACACAAGGAUCACUCGGCCAUGCUCCAGGCUGUUCGUGUCGUCAAGGGCGUUGUGACCCUGGUGAACGAACGCGUGGCCCAGAGCGUUGCGGCCCAGCGUUUGUCUCGCCUCCAAAAGUCGCUUGAUACAUCCCAUCUCGGCUAUACCAUUGAUUUGCUCAAAAACCGACGCGCCAUCCAGUUGGAAGGCGAGCUCACGUUGACCGCUUACCAAUCGACACGCAAGAAGAAUCUUCUCGUCCACGCCAUGCUGCUGAACGACUACAUGCUUGCGACCAUGAAGAAAGACAGCAACACGAUUACUCUUGCCCUUGAUCCCCUGCCUCUAUUCGGUUCGCUGGUGCGAAACGUCGAGUCCAAAACGACACGCUGCGCCUUCUUUGUCGUCGUGACGCAAGCUGGCCCACCGCAAAUGCUCGAGUUUGUUGCUGCAACUGAGUUUGAAAAGAAGAACUGGAUGGAUUCCAUCAAGGCCACCAUUGCGCUGAACACUGUCCGUCCAGAGUCGCUGAUUGUCAAGACCGCCGCUCCUGUCAGUUCAACCUCGUCGUCAUCUUCACUUGCCAAUUCCUUGUCCGCGGCCGUCAGUGCAGUUUCUGCCGCCGCUGCCUUUUCCUCUUCGAUCAAGGAUUCGGGCGACAAAAAGGCCUCAGCCGUUUUCGCAGCCGCCGCUGCUUCGGCUGCAAAGAAGGGUGAAGCUGCCAAGGGCGAGCCUGCCAAGGGCGAGCCUGCAAAGGGCGAACCCGCAAAGGUCGAGGCCAACGGGCGUCCUUCCGUCGGCGCCGUUUCCGUUCCCGCGGCAGUCACCGCCCCUGCAGCAUCGCCAACGAGCAAGGGCGCAUCGCCCAACGCGAAGCCGGCAACAGCCACACCCGCUGCUGCAACGCCCGCCGCGACGUCCGCUGCGCCCAGCGCCGCACCAGCAUCGUCACCGGCCCCUGUCGCUGCUUCUGCAGUCGCGCCAGCCGCUCCUACGACCGCUUCGGUGACUGUUGUCAAUGUUGAACCCGCAGGCACUGCAGUUGUGGUCAGUGCCCCAGCAGUUGUUGUCGAGGAAAAGCCCGUUCCCACAAUUCUUGCGCCCCCAGAGGCACCGAUCGUGUCCGCCGAGCAGUUGGCGCAGACCGCAGUCGAAGAGGCCCUGGCCGACGCGGCUGGCAACGUUCCAGAGGUGGUGGAGCAGCUUUUCGCCAAGUUGCAACAAAAGGACGAGACGUUGCUCCGCUUGGUGGAAGAGAAGCGCGCUCUCUUGGCGCAAUUCCGUGCUUGGCGCGUGGCCGCCUACCCCAUUCUGGUGACGGAAGAUGCCGGCUCUCCUGGCGUUCUGAGCAAGUCUGGAUCGACGACCAACCUGGACCUGCCCGUGGCAGACGAUGUGGAUGUUCUCUCCGACCAAGGGGAACAGGACGAGACUGCGGAUGGCACCACGGACGGCUCGACCGACAGCGGUCGCCGCCGCGACGGGAAGCGUAUCAGCAUCACACGUCGCAAGCGAAGCAGCGUCAACUCGAACUCGAUUCGAUCGCGUCGCCUGCGCAAUUCAACUGCUGCCUCGGACGAUGCCGCUUCUGGCGUGGACGCUGCGCUCGACACUGCCUCGUACACUUCGAAUGUUCUCCAUUUGAGCUCUGAGCGUCAGCUGAGCGACAUUAUUUACUUGCAUGAGAAGAUUGCCGACUCUGCCACGACCGUGAUCACUCAACAGACCACGAUCGACCAUCUCAAGACCCAGCUCGCCAGCGCAAACACGCGCAUCGCAGCGCUUGAAAACCAACUCGCGUUGCUCGAAAACGAGUCCAAGAACCAGUCGGGCAACAUUCCAGUCAUCAGCGUGACUGGCGAUUCCGAGCCGACUUCCCCCGCGCCGCCCUCGUUCUUGGCGGCGUCCAUCUUUAUUCCUAAGCCCCAAGACGCCGCUUCUGCAUCCAACAACGACGAUGCCAGCACCACGGAAGUCGUGCCCGAAGACGCUCCUGCCGCCGAGCAAGAUGCUGCUACCGAAGACGCCGACGAGGACUCGCGCUGGUCGCUCUUCUCGCUGCAAACCACCGCUGCCAAGCUGUCUGACGACGAGGUUCUUGCCGUUUCUCCUGGUGUCGACGCCUCGCCGUUCGAGCUUGUUUCUCGCGUGACGAUCGAGCUGGAUACACCCCUCGCAGUUGAGCCCGAGUCGUCUCAAGCUGCUUCUCCCCAGCCUGAUGACGUUGUUGUGGUUGAAGCCGAGACUGUGGCGGUCGUCGAGGCUGUGGCGGUUGCUGAGCCUGCUGAGCCUGCUGUUGCGGAGCCUGCUGUUGUUGAGCCUGCUGUUGCGGAGCCUGUCGCUGCCGAGCCAGUCGUUGCCGAACCUGUCGCUGCCGAGCCUGUCGCUGCCGAGCUCCCUUCUGACUCUUCCGAGGCGACUGCUGUGGCUGAGGCUCCUGCGUCUGCGGAAUCAACCGCGACUUCCGAGCCUUCCACACCCGUGCCAGCUGCAGAAAUCGCUCCCAAGGAGUUGAAGGUAGCAGCUGCCGCGUCGCCUUCUGGUGCUGCCAAAAAGAAGAAAAACAAGAAGAAGGGCAAGGGCGGCAAGGCCAGCACGUCUGGCGCCUCCGCCUCUGCAGCCGCUCAAGCAGUUGACGACGGCGCGGAUGACGAGUCUGUGGCAUGAGCGCUCAACAACGUCUUUGAUAUUUCUUCUCCCUUACCCCUCUGCAUGUGACUAAGUUUACUGUUUGUCUACCUUCCCUGUUGUUGCCUGUUACGUUGUUUACUGUUUGUGUUUCUUGUUGGCGUGCAAUUGUUACCGCGUUUCUCUUCCUUUUUUUUUUUUUAACAUGUCGAGAAUACACACGAGAGUUGAAUGAAUUGGA